This is a messenger RNA of Penicillium pulvis, 659 nucleotides long. RefSeq names its product putative small nuclear ribonucleoprotein SmD3. Gene Ontology annotation, cellular component: spliceosomal tri-snRNP complex; U12-type spliceosomal complex; U2 snRNP. The transcript is spliced from 4 exons. Gene Ontology annotation, biological process: RNA processing; spliceosomal snRNP assembly. The record is from RefSeq and is a predicted model, not a curated record. Gene Ontology annotation, molecular function: RNA binding. The coding region runs from base 87 to 440 and encodes 117 amino acids. Lineage: Eukaryota; Fungi; Ascomycota; Eurotiomycetes; Eurotiales; Aspergillaceae.
AGCUGAACCCUGCGAUUGUCUUUGACAUAUAUCUUCGCCACUACUCCUAAUCCGAUUCUCCUCCCCGCGUCGCACAUUCCGUCAAGAUGGGCAAGCUCACUAGCACCAUCGGUAUCCCAAUCAAGCUUCUGAACGAGGCACAGGGCCAUGUCGUGACACUCGAGAUCACAUCCGGCGUCGUCUACCGAGGGAAGCUGUUGGAAGCCGAGGACAACAUGAACGUCCAGCUCAAGGAUAUCACCGUUACUGCUCGCGAUGGCCGUGUCUCGCAUCUCGACCAGGUCUACAUUCGGGGAAGUCAUGUGCGAUUCUUCAUUGUGCCGGAUAUGUUGAGAAACGCUCCUAUGUUCCGCUCACGAGGACAGCGCGGACGCGGUGUUGGUCUGGCCCGUGGUAAGGCCACUGUGCAGCGUGCCCGUGCCGGUGGCCGUGGUCGGUAAAUUAGCGAUGCAUGGAGAUACAAGAGCGCAGUGUUAAAGACCUGGCGGAUUCUAGUGGUUGGCGUUCGUCUUUUGUUUUCUUUGGUUCGUUAUGGGAAAAAUUCUCAGGCUUUCUUUCCAUCUUGCUGGGUCUGGAAUCUCGGCAUUCCAUGAUGACUCGUGUAUCUCUCACGAAUGACUACCUGGCGCAUAUAUUACAUAUCCUGAAGAUUUCAGCUG